GCCGGAGAAUGAGGCCUCGUCGGCGGCGGGAAGCCUGAAUAUGAUCCUGAGCCUGUGCCUGAUACUCAUGGCCUUCGUCAACGCCGCUACAGGAGUGGCCCCAACUAUUGACUUAUCGCACAAUAUGAGAAUUUUAAAACUUCCCAUUGAUACCAAAGUCGGUUCUGUGAUCUAUCGUCUUCGGGGUUCCGAUCCAGACAACAACGUCCUGACUUUUGGAGUCCGGGGUGAGGUUGGAAAUAAGCUGCUGGAUAUCCGGUCCGUAACGGAAACGAGAGCCAAUGUCUUCCUCAGAUCCGUCCCCACGGAACGAGCGUAUAAGCUUACAAUCUACGUCACAGACGGCAUUCAGACAACAGAAGUAGAAACCAGUAUUAUCAUUACAAAUGCCACCAAUCAAAAAUCACCUUUUUUAGAGUUCCCACCCCUCAUCACAGUUUCAGAGCUGACCCAAGAGAAGGAAGUGAUAGGAGACCUGGUGGUGAGGAAGAGAAACAGCAGCAGCCUCCCGGUGCUCUUCGAAGUCGAAGGUUCGGACAAAUUCGCCAUCCGUUAUGUCAUCAGUCCCCUCAAGGAAGCCACCAAGGCGGAGAUCUUCCUCGUACAAAUGUUGGACUACGAGAAACAGAACCUAUUCACGCUCACAGUCUACGCCUUGAACCCAUGGACAGACGAAGACGUGGACACUAGAAAUGUGGCCAUGUUGACGAUCCUGGUAGCUGUGAGAGAUGCCCAGGACACACCCCCUGUCUUCCACCCUUUGCCACCUGUCAUUCAAGUCUCUGACAGCUUACAUUUGGGAGACUACGUUACGCAAAUCAUUGCAGAAGAUGGAGACUUCGGCAAUCAAAGAAAUGUCACUUACAGUUUUGUUCCAGGUUCUCAAGGAAUCACUUACUUCAACAUGCACUCUAGGACUGGAGUGAUCACUUUAGCGUCUUCUAUUGAGCUUCUGAGGGAGGCAUUUCAAACAGCGGGACCAUUCGUGCUGUCGGUCCAGGCUACGGAGGUAGAAUCAGAGUUGAUUCCCGGCCUUCCAGCCAGUUCGGAGGCGACGAUGGCCGUCGUGCUGGUCAAUACCGAAAACCGGCCUCCGAGGUUCAGUAGUCGGCGGUACGUGGCGACUAUCGAAGAGAAUAGUCCCAUUCUCACCGCGGUCAUCUGGGAAGGGCCGGAAGUCCCCAAAGUUUUCGACGAUGAUCAGGGAAAGAACGGUAGUUUUGAGCUGGUCUUGGAUGGCGACGGGGGCACAUUUAGCGUACAACCCUCCAGGGGAAGGAACGAGCUGAUGUUCUCGUUGUUGGUCAAGAAUUUCACCUUGCUGGAUUAUGAGACGUCAGAUACCAAGUACCUCGAAUUCAGAGUUAUUGCUCAAGAGACAGCUUCAGUGCGCCCCCUGUCGGCUACUGCUGAAAUUCGCGUGAAGCUCACGGAUGCGAACGACAACAUUCCACAGUUUUCCAGUGAAGUGUACAACGUGACCCUGCCAGAAGAUGCACCGCCAGGUACAGUGCUCACGAAAAUACAAGCCACAGAUGAAGACACUGGAAGCUAUGGUGUUGUGAGAUAUACAGCUGUUAAUGGACCUAUUGCUGGGAAUCUCCGCCUGGACCCCGUGAGUGGCGAGUUGAGCCUGUUGAGCGGCGAGGGUCUGGACCGCGAACGCAUCCCGGAGUACCAGCUGACGGUCGAGGCGAGGGACGACCAGGGCAAGGGCAACCGGAACACCGUGGAAGUGCGCGUGGUGCUCUCCGACGCCAACGACAACGCACCCGUCUUCCUACAGCCCAGAUACGACGCCGUCCUCAACCCCGACAUGAGAAGCUUCUACGAGACACUCAGAGUGCAAGCUUACGACGCCGACGGACCCGGUCCCAACAGCGAAAUCACGUACGAGAUCGUGAACGGAAACUACCAGGAGAAGUUCCGGAUCGACCCGCGUUCAGGAGAACUGGGUCUCACGGCGUCCCUCCUCCCCAACCCGGACAUGCUGGAUCCGGGGUUGCCCGUCAUCACGCUCACGGUACGGGCGCACGACCAGGGGGUGCCCGUCAAGUUCUCCACAGUCAAAGUGCAAGUUCACUACCAGGAGUAUUUGAAUCGUUCCAUAUCUUUCAUCAUACCGUUGUCCGCCAAACAAGCAUCAGAAAGAAAACCAGAUUUAGAAAGGGGGUUUUCUACUUUGACUGGAGCUCAUGUCAAUGUUCAUUCAGUGCAUCCACAUAACGCCAGCAACGAAAAAUCAAUCAUCCGUUGUUGGGUAUCAUAUCCAUUAUCUUCAACGGUGGAUCUAAGCAACGUGGAGAACAUUAUUGGGAACCUCUUGGGCCAAAACUAUUACUUGUCAUCGACAAGGAUAGAGGCCAUCAAUCGUAGUAGCUUUGAUAUUGUCUUCUGGCUUCUCAUAGCUCUGGUGAUCCUUAUGAUCCUGGCCAUCAUCGCUCUCUUCCUAUACUGUUGUUGCGUAAAGACCGCUGAAGGCCGAGAUAUGUUGGAACUAAAGAAUAAAGUAGCACCAGAAGAAAAUAUCAUUCAUUACAAAGAAGAAGGGGCUGUGAAUCUAAGCACGGAAUCUAGAAAAAGGGCGGACAGUCGCGCUCGAGCUUCUUGGCAGGAGGGUCAGGCGACGACCUUGAAGAAAAGUCACGUGAGGUCCGACGAAGAAAGGGCCCCCCCUCGUCAUAGGGCGCAACAGGCCACCACGACUUCCUACGCACAAAGUAUCGAUGAGUCGCCCGCCAGGCGCGGUUUCUACCCGGACGGCGGCAUCCCCGCCGUGGCGGGAGAGCGGGGCGGCAUGGAGCGCGCCUACAGGCGGGGGCGGCCCCUGAGCCCCGGCACGGAUAGAAUGGUGCGCGAAAUGGCCGGAGAGGCCGAAGCGAGGAGACUCGGCAACUACGUGGUCGUCAGAAGAGUGGUGCGCCCCAGGCUCCGAGUCGACGCGGCCUCCACAGCAGAGGGGGAGGACUCGGAAGAUGGGCCCCGGAGGACGGAGAUCCUCUACAUCCGCAGUCCGAUGCGAGAAGACGAGGAGGAGCGGCCCUACGUCCGAGACGGCGAGAUCCUGCGGAGCGUGAGCGAGACGGCCCUCAACGCAGACGAUCCUCAUCUAAGGGUGCCUCCGGCCUCCUACAGGCACAGGGAGCCUGGACCAGAACCACCCCCGCAUGAGGCGUCCCCCUCCACGCAGCAGCUCAAGUUCUCCAGGUAUCACAGAACCGAAGGUGAUGUUAUUGUUGCUGCAGAUGACCCAGCAGAAAUGGAACGGCAUUUUAAUCCGCACGGUCCUCCUUGGGUACCCUUUAACCAGCAGGGCGAAUAUGCUCGUACUGGCAGGAUGCCACUAGAGAGAUGGGAUGGACCGGAGUUCAAUGCUCCAGAUUACAGACGAUAUCCUCAAGAUGGUCCCCACGGGUUCGCCGGGAUGCAAAGAGGACCACAUCCGAACAUGCAACCACAUCCUAUGUAUCCAUACCCUGAUCAAUUUGCUCACACGCACCACCAUCCAGAACACCACAGGCAUCACCAUCAUCAACUUGCGGAACCGUAUAGAACUCAAGGACCACAUCCGGAUAUGUACCGUCACCGUGUUCCAGAACAUGCACAGCGACAAAUUCAACGACAGCAAACUGUGGAACAGGCUAGCACAGAAGCUCAACCACCAGAACCAGGGGAUGCGGAUGAGCCUAAUGAUGAUUCUCGAACGGUUGUUAUAAGUCCAGCACCUCCUCCUGAAGAUCCUCCUGAAGAACCACCAAAUGAAGAGGGUGGAGACGCCCCGGAAAGUCCCACUGAACCAGCAGAGGAAGAAAAAGAACCAGAAGCUGAAGAUCAGGCAGAGAAAGAAGAAGAAGCAGCUGCAGAAGAAGAAAAUGGUAACGGUGAGGGUGAGGCACCCGAAGAGCCCCCACCGGAACAAGCUGAGGAAGCAGCAGAAGAGUGUCCAGCUCAAAGAAGAAUGUCCAGACUACAUCCACUAUCUACGGAAGAUUCAGAAGCUACGAGACUAGACGAUACAGACGCAGUUGACAGUCGCGAAAAUCACGAAGAUUCAGACAGAUUAGGAGUGAGAACCACAGAAGAUGAAAAUUCGAGGCCGGAAGAUCACCUUCUGCUGCACACAGAUGGGGAAGAUGAAGAUUCUGAUUCUGGUAUCGGAAAAGAUGGCACAGCACUGAGGUUAAAGAAGUCUAACCUAAUGGAAAAGAAGUCUCUAUUCACCAUCGCUUACGAUGGCAUGCAAACAAGAGGUCUUAAGUCCGCGGGAGAGCGAGACGAUUCUCCAUGA
Uloborus diversus is the source of this 4288-nucleotide messenger RNA. Its product is annotated as cadherin-86C-like. The record is from RefSeq and is a predicted model, not a curated record. Gene Ontology annotation, cellular component: catenin complex; plasma membrane. NCBI's taxonomy places the organism in Eukaryota, Metazoa, Arthropoda, Arachnida, Araneae, Uloboridae. Gene Ontology annotation, molecular function: cadherin binding; calcium ion binding. Gene Ontology annotation, biological process: homophilic cell-cell adhesion.